AUGCCCAACAACAUGAACGGACGCCCUGUUCAAGAGGCUCAUAUAGAUGGAAAUGAAUCAUCUGAUACAAUUGAAACAUCCAGCAGUGUCACUGUUGGGCUGAUGGAGAGGGAGAUCAGGGACCAAAUCAUGGCCCUUCGGGAUAACAGGACGAAUGAAUUUGAGCAACAGCUCUAUAUCGAACCCUACACUGCUAUAGAAGCGCAAGAGGAAGGAACCGAAGGAGAAACCGAUUCGCAUACGGCUCCUGUAGAAGAAGUUCAGCGCCGUCACGGUUCGGUUAUCGACGUGACAUCUAUCCCCGCCCCUCUCGAAAAGGCUCUCGCCAAGAUCAGAUUGGCAGGAGUGCCAAAGGGCAAAGUUCUCCGCUGGCCGGUGACUUUGGCCCAAUGGCGAAGCGACGAAUUUGUCGCGGACGCUGUCGAGGAUCUAGAGUUCUUUCUAGAUUUGUUCAGACUGCGCUUGGAAACCCUUCGCAAUGGAGCAGUUAAGAGAGAUCCUAAGCUUCGCGCUGCAUUGUGGCGCGCUGAGAUGAACGCUUUGGAUUCUCCUCUCCUAAAGAGGCCGCGGCGUGAAUGA
This is a messenger RNA of Aspergillus luchuensis, 579 nucleotides long. RefSeq lists its product as uncharacterized. The record is from RefSeq and is a predicted model, not a curated record. The transcript has a single exon. NCBI's taxonomy places the organism in Eukaryota, Fungi, Ascomycota, Eurotiomycetes, Eurotiales, Aspergillaceae. Bases 1 to 579 code for a protein of 192 amino acids.